Equus quagga is the source of this 1230-nucleotide messenger RNA. Its product is annotated as bile acyl-CoA synthetase-like. The coding region runs from base 117 to 908 and encodes 263 amino acids. Gene Ontology annotation, biological process: ketone body biosynthetic process; very long-chain fatty acid metabolic process; bile acid biosynthetic process. The record is from RefSeq and is a predicted model, not a curated record. Gene Ontology annotation, cellular component: endoplasmic reticulum membrane; endoplasmic reticulum. Gene Ontology annotation, molecular function: long-chain fatty acid-CoA ligase activity; fatty acid transmembrane transporter activity; long-chain fatty acid transmembrane transporter activity. The transcript has a single exon. Lineage: Eukaryota; Metazoa; Chordata; Mammalia; Perissodactyla; Equidae.
CCUGGGGCCAGAGCACUGCUAACAUCUCUGGGCUACUGCCAGUGGGCGGGGCUGAUGGGCUGCCCUGGGGGUCCAGAGUUCCAGGCCAGGUCACCCGGGGAAGAGGUGAGCAUUCCAUGGACAUUUCUCAGGGCGAAGCAGGUGCAAUGGGUGUCAGGCUGCGACUGGCCUUCUUGCUGUUGCUGCUGUUCCUGCUUCGAAGCCUGGGGCAGCCGGUAUGGCCUGCAGCCAUGGCCCUGGCACUGCGCUGGCUCCUAGAGGACUCCACCUGCUGUGUGCUGCUUGGCCUGGCCCUACUGGCUUGGCCCUGGCUUGGUCCCUGGAUGCCCCACUGGCUGAGUCUGGGGACUGCGGCCCUCACACUGGCCCUGCUGCCCGCACAGCUGCCCCCCGGGCUGCGCUGGCUGCCUGCUGAUAUGGCCUUUAUCAUCAGGAUCCUCCGCCUGGGCCUGGACGUCAGGGCGCGUUUGAGCCGCCAGCCGCCUGACACUUUUGUGGAUGCCUUUGAGCGGCAGGCACGAGCGCAGCCGGGUCACGCGGCCUUGGUGUGCACAGGGCCAGGGGACUGCUCAGUCACCUUUGGGGAGCUGGAUGCCCGGGCCUGCCAUGCGGCGUGGGCCCUGAAGGCCAAGCUGGGUGGCUCUGUGGGCCCGCAUGCCCAGGAGACUGUUGCCCUUCUGAUGCUGCCCUCCCAGGCCAUUCCUGCCCUGGGCUUGUGGCUGGGGCUGGCCAAGCUGGGCUGCCCAGUGGCCUGGAUCAAUCCACACGGCAGGAGGGCGCCCCUGGUGCACUCGGUGCUGAGCUCUGGGGCUCAGGUGCUGGUGGUGGACCCAGGUGAGGACCCAAGAGGCCAGCGGAGGACAAAAGGGGGCAGGGACAGGAGCAGGGAACAGACAGAGGACCACUAGUCCAAGGGUCCUGGGGCUGGGCAAGGAGCUCCUUCCUCCCCACCCACCCUCACAGGCAAUUAGAGUCAGAACUUAGUUGCUGGAAAGUAAUUCUGAGAGCAGCAGAAUUUGUUUUUUCCUUCACCAUGGCUAUUUCAUUUCUUUUUGCCAAAAAAUACUAAUUUGGGGGUUCUUGACAGAGGAAUGCAGAAGCUUCUCUGCUGGCUGCUUCCUCUGGCUGGCAGUGGGCUCUCCUCCAUCUGUGGGUCUCAAGUCUUCUCUUGAGAACUUGAAGGUGGGCUUUGCCUCAGUUUCUCCUCUGAACCAUCCUUGCAGACCUCCA